This is a messenger RNA of Astyanax mexicanus (Mexican tetra), 4408 nucleotides long. It is a transcript of the gene maneal, whose product is annotated as mannosidase endo-alpha like. Gene Ontology annotation, cellular component: Golgi apparatus. The record is from RefSeq and is a predicted model, not a curated record. Gene Ontology annotation, molecular function: alpha-mannosidase activity. NCBI's taxonomy places the organism in Eukaryota, Metazoa, Chordata, Actinopteri, Characiformes, Acestrorhamphidae. The coding region runs from base 2241 to 2939 and encodes 232 amino acids. The transcript is spliced from 4 exons.
CCGCUAAGCUCCUCCCGCGGAGCAUCGGGACCAUGAUUUAUAUCGCGCUCCGGCGGCGGACACGGAGGAGUAACGGCAAGAACCGGACAAACGCUUUCAGCAGCAGCAGCAGCAGCAGCACGGGGCUUCACGGUCUGGAUGCGGUGCGACCGAGGGGCUGAUUUCUGCUGGAGCGGAGCGAGAGGAUGAGAGACGCAGAGGGAGAGAGAGACAGAGAGACGGGUGGACGGCAGGUUGCUGUGUUGUUGCUCCGCCGAGUCUCAUCGUGGAGAAACACCGGAGCCGCGCGCGCUGGAGCAGCAUGUGAUGGAGCGGAGCUCGCUGUCCGGCUGAGUCUGUGAUUAUUAGCGUUACUGUGCUGCUUCACACUGAUUAAUUCUAUUAAACACGCAGAGGAUUCUCAGGGGAGUCGGAUGGAGAGGGGACAUUUUUGAUGCAGACAGAUUUGGCCGGGUUUUGACGUCAACGUCACUGUUUUUCAUCCUGUAUCUGAAGAGAGAGGAGAGCGAUCAAUCAGCUGGAAGUGAUGGAGUUGAUAGAAAUACUAAUCGGUAAAAUUAUCGGUAUUUUGCGUAAACCCAGUUAACUGUGCGCAGUUUGUUUGUCUGUGCUAGCUUAGCUUAGCUACGCUUAUGUUAGCCUUAGCUCACGUUAAAGAGGCCAACUGCGAUCGAUCCCAGCUGACUGCUAACGCUGGCUAGCAUUACUAGCUAAUUAACUCACUAGCUCUCAGACUACACCAGCCUGACUAGCUUAGGUUAGUUAGCUAGCUAAGCUAUGAAUUUGCCACGUUUGUUGUGUCAAAAUGUGGUUAGAUAGGUUGGGAAUUCAGUCUCAAUAUAGGAGAAGAUGAAGUAACGUUAACUACCUCGGGUUAACUAAUUCUUCUCAUCAGUAACGUUAAUAUAAAUUAGCGUAGCUAACUAACUAGCUAGUUACAGAACUAGCUGUUUUAUUUUCGAGGGCUUUUAGAAAACACGAAGAAAAAUGCCCAAAAAAAGAAAAAUCAGGAUUUAAAUGACCGAUGGCGUGUGGAGAGACUGUUUUCUGUCAUAUUAAUAAUUGUCUGUCAAAAGUGUGGCUGAAUCUACUGGUGAUUUAUUGAUAUUUUGCGCUCUGUUGUGUGUUAGCUAGUUAGUUAGCUAAGCUAACUUAGCUUUAGGUUGGAUAAAUAAGCUUCUAAAAACGAAUUUGUCACGCUUAUUUUAGACAAAUGUGGUUAUAAAAAUGUAAAAAUGGUUAGCUAGCUAUGUUGUGAAUUCAGUUAGCUCAGGUUAACAUAUUUAUUUAGAUUAGCUAGCCUGGUAGUUAACUAACUAGCUUGCUAAGCUAGUUUUCGCCUCAGUAACCUAGCUAAGCUAACUAACCUGCUACAAAACUGGCUGUUUCAUUUUCGCGGGCUUUUAGAAAACAGCUAGAAAAAUGCCAAAUGAUUUAAAUGACCUAUGGCGUGUGGAGAGACUGUUUUCAGUCAUAUUAAUAACUGUCUCUCAAAAGUGUGGCUGAAUUUACUGGUGAUUUGUUGUUUUUUGCGCUUUCAUGAGUUUUUAACAUAACUAGGUUUAACCCAACUAUCUCAGUUCAUGUAAAGUUAAUCUAGUUGUAUACAGAUAUGGAGUUUGGUUUAGUCGGAUGGAACCUUGCCAGACUUGGACAGUUCUCAUCAAGAUGUCUUUUCAUCAGGAGAAGCAGAGCCUGAUGGCAAAGAACAUUUUUUAGUUAAUGUUGAUGCUGGAAAAACAAACAACCUUUAAGCAUUUAACAUUCCCUCAUAGGCACAUAGGUUAGUGUUGAUGUUCUGGCAUUAAAUCAACGUUCAGUAGUUAGCUAGGUUAUCUAAAAAACUGAGUGGUUGAGGCUCUGAAUCUACACUCACAAAUAGUUUUUUAGGUUAAAACUGUAUUAAUUAAGCAUUGUAAUUAUGAAUACGAAUAGAAUACAAACAGAAAGAUUGUUGUAGCUACAUACUUAAUGUAGGGUUAGUAAAUAGUUAAUGCAAAUACUAUACCUACAAUACAAUAACUUUGAAUCAACCUAAAACCAGGGUGCACAAACAGCAAUUCAGUUAUGUUGUUUCAUUGAGGAACUAUAUUGACUCAGCUGUCUGAGAGGGCUUUGCUCACUCUGAGUUAUGAACAUGAUGCCAACUAGCCUAAAAGUCCGAUCACUAGCCAAAUUAACUUGCUAACUUCAGCCAAGUUAAACUAAGCCACAGUAGGCGAGUCUACCAGUUCACAAAGAUGACCAGGCUGCGUAAGAAAGCCUGCGUGGCGCUUUUCCUCUUUACUCUCUUCAUCUUCGGGACCAUGAUGGGUUUGCGGACUCUGAAGCCCAGUGACGGAUUCUCGGACCUCGCUCCGGGUAUGGAGAUGGCUCCAUUUGCAGCAGAGAGAUCCGAAAAGCGAGGCGAGCCGGACAGCGACGUGGCCGACACCAAGAUCGUCUUCUCCAACUCCGGCCACGAGCACAGCAUCUUCUACGACAUCCACAUCUUCUACUACCUGUGGUACGGAGCCCCACAGAUGGACAGGGGCUACAUCCACUGGGACCACGUGCUGGUUCCUCACUGGGACCCUAAAAUAGCGGCCAGUCACCCCAAAGGCAGGCACAACCCGCCCGAGGACAUCGCCUCCAGCUUCUACCCGGAGCUCGGACCCUACAGCUCCAGAGACCCUAAAGUGCUGGACUCGCAUAUGUCCCAGAUAGAAGCCGCUGCUGCAGGUGUGGUGGUGCUGUCCUGGUACCCACCUGGUGUGGCAGAUGAACACGGAGAGCCUACAGAGGAUCUGGUGCCUGCCGUUAUGGAUGCUGCCCAUAGGCACCGUAUCAAGGUGGCGUUUCACAUCCAGCCCUACAGAGGCCGGACGGAGCUCAGCAUGCAUGACAACAUCAAAUACAUCAUUGACAACAGUGAAGAACAGAGAGCCCUCAAACUGUAACUUUCAGCUCAAGGGUGAGCUGUUCUACUGUCCAUAUCAAUGUUCCUCUGUCUCUGAACUCAGAAAAUAGGGGUGGAAUUCCAUCCAGGCUGAAGGAUGCAGAAAGAAACAGGUGUUUUAAAAAUAGAUCUCUUUUCUUCUCAGUCUUUCACAACGUAUAAAUAACUCUGGACGUGAGGUUAUUGCUGCAGUUCCACUUUCAGAGCAGAUUGUAAAGAAAAGAGAUGAUGAGAAAUGAGGUUCUGAGCAGAGUCAUCGUUUAACUGUGUGUGUGGGGGGGUAAAAAGCACGGAGCACAGUGUGAAUCAUCUAAUGAGUCAUUUACACAUUAUAACCUUCAACUGUUCUCCUCUUAGGUUAAUUAUCUGCAGUCAUGCCAAGUGAGGAAUGAUGUUUUACAGGGAUUGUGUUGGUAUAGUGAGUAUUUUUUUAGUGCGGGAAUACAGUAUAAAGGCAGCUUGUCAGUACCCCUCUGUGCACACCAUCUGUCUUAAAUGUUUGGAAUCUGAGCAAAGACAAAGAGAGACAUUGAAUUAUCAGCAUUAAGGCACACAAAUCAUGAUUUAAGCUGCACAUCUACAGAAAAGUCGAUUCUCUUGUUUUACAGUUCAGGUCUUGAGAUUGUGCUCGCCAUGAUAGGAACUUGAGCUGGUGGUCCUUCUUCCACACUUUGAUUGUCGUAGCCGUGUGGCAUGGUGCAUUGUUCUGGUGUAAAAAAAAUAUAUAAUUGUCAGAGUUGGGAAACACAUUUGUCAGAGUGGAAGGAGUUCUUCACAAAUACAUAUUUGCCAAAUUCAGCCUUGCUGAAGCCCCCCCAGUCAUAACCAGUGCUGCAACACAUUUCACAGUGAGUGUGAGACACUGUGGCUCGAAGGCCUCUUUAGGUCUCCUUCUAACCAUAAGGUGUUGGACGAAGCUGAUAAUUUGACUCAUCAUAGAAGAAGACCUUAGGCUUGGUUUACAUUACAGCAUUAUUUUUUUUUACCAGUCGCCAGCUGUUGUUGGAAAUCCAGGACAAAAACAGGACAAAAGCCUCAGGUCUGAGUCGAAUCUCACUGAUUCAGUCAUUAUGAGUGUUCAUUGCUUUUUAUUGAAGAAGGACUGCCCUUUCAAAGCUGUUUCAGUCCAUCUUUGCUGUUCACUUUACCCCAGCUGUCAAAUGCCAUUAUUUUUGUAGGUCACUUAAUGUCACAGUGAUUGUUGAGUGACAUUUGAAUGUUGAGGUGCUGGUCAUCCAGGUCAGCAUCCAGAGUCACUUUAGCCCUCUCACAGACUGGGGUUUUGUUUCCUCUAGUGUUUCCUGCUUUUCUGUUUGACCUUGUUCUUAAAUAAUGUUGUUAAGGAUGAAAGCAACCUGACGUUCACUUUAUUCCUUUGUCAGUGAAGCCAGAAUCUUUCUGACGUUUUAGUUUUUGUGCUAAAUUUACCAAUAAUCACGCACUUCAGCUUUGAUUUAAUCAAUAUUUUUG